GGUCGCGCCGAAACGCUCUUCAUCGAAAACGGAGAUCAUUUCUUUACCGUCUUAGGAUUUCAGAAAUUCGACCAACUUUCCGGAUAGCGUGAAGUGCACCCAAAAACAUCAAACUGCAGUACGCGUCCUGGACCCUUGUUGGAUGUCAUUCUAACCAACGCGUAGAGUUGUACCGGAACUUUUGAAAAACUUUUCCGGCGCGCCAAAGGGCGGCUUCGAGCGCAGCAUUUUUCGGUAUUCGAUCGCUCUAGACUCGUGUUCGGUUAGUUCUUGUGCCCCUAUUUGGUAUAGUAUGUUUAUUGAUGUUUAAGUGCCGGGCGAGUGGUUCGCCUUUCAAAGUAGUUGAGAGUUUGUGACUUUGUGGUCGGGAUCGAGCAGGUGGUAAGAGGAUGAUGGCCCGGAAACCACUAGGAUUGGCGAUCGCCGUAUGUUUGAUCCUUGUUCUGGAACAUUUCAGCAACGUUCGAGGAAUAGCUCAACAACCUAAAGGGACUUUUAGCCGGACGAAACGAGCGUUCGUUACGCACGUCCAGGCUAUUGUCGGAGGAACUGCUGAGUUACCGUGCGAUCUGACACCACCAGCGCCCAACGACAGCGUCCUCCUGGUCGUUUGGUAUAAAGACGAACAUUUGCCAAUUUAUAGUUAUGAUACACGCGUCGAUAAUGUCACAGCCAAACAUUGGAGGGAGGAUAAUAUAGAUACAAGAGCAUUCUUUAGAGUGAUGACAGAACCUUCAACGUUAGUCAUUAACAACAUUAUUGAAAAGGAUGAAGGCGAGUAUAGGUGUCGGAUCGAUUAUCAACGCUCACCAACCAAAAAUCACCGAGUAAAAGUGACUGUCAUAGUACCACCUGAAAAACCGAGUAUAUAUGACGAAAAGGGUAACAAAGUGUUAUCGACCGCCGGACCAUACGACGAGGGUGGGGACGUGAAGCUGACGUGCAUCGUGACAGGGGGAAAACCAGAACCAAUAAUCAAGUGGUGGAGAGGACAAACGCUAAUUGACUCAAUGGAUACGAGAAGCAAUUUUCCGAAAGCCCGAUCUAAUCAACUUGUCAUCAGGAAUCUGCAGCGUUCCGAUCAGCAAGCGUCAUUCACGUGUCAAGCCGCUAAUAACAACAUUAGUCAGCCAGUGUCAGCGAGCACUUCCCUUGUGAUAUACUUUCGCCCAUUGAAGGUGGAAAUAUUAUCAAGUAAUCAACCCCUAUCAGCAGAUCGAAGAUACGAAAUCCCCUGUCAAGCAUUCGGGUCUAAACCAGCUGUCCAAAUUACAUGGUCGCUAGACAAGAAAGAACUAAAACUACCCAUGUAUAACUCAACCCAAACGGAUUCGGACGACGGAAAUAUGAGCACAUCUACGCUGGUUUUCACCCCAACGAGAUUGGAUAACGGCCGAACCCUCACGUGUAGGGCUGCAAACCAUUUCGUACAGAACGGCAUCGAAGAAACUUCCAUCAAACUAAACGUUUUCUAUGUCCCCAUUUUGCAUUUAUCGCUUGGAUCUAAUUUAAAUCCAAACGACAUCGAGGAGAAGGACGACGUCUAUUUCGAAUGCAAGGUGAAUGCCAAUCCGGGUGCCUAUAAAGUUGUCUGGAAGCAUAAUGGACAAAUCUUGCAACAGAAUCAGAAAAUGGGUAUCAUUAUUAACAGUGGAGGCGAAAAUUUAGCUCUUCAAAGCGUCAAGAAGGGCCAAGCGGGUAAUUAUACUUGCGUAGCGUCGAACGUUGAAGGGGAUGGCGAUAGUAACUCGGUUGAACUGAAAGUUAUGUAUCUUCCGGUUUGUAAAUCAGAUCAAAAAAGAAUUUAUGGAGUCGCACGACAUGAAAACGCAAAGGUUUAUUGUGAGGUGGAAUCUUAUCCGGUUCCAACUAAUUUUAAAUGGUCCUUUAAUAACUCGGCCGAACGGAAUGAUGUUCCACCCGAAAGAUAUAAAUUCAACCUGACUUCUUCCACUUUAAUAUACACUCCAAUAACAGAACUCGAUUAUGGUACUGUGAUGUGUUGGGCCGAGAACACUGUCGGUCUUCAAUUAGAACCUUGCGUCUUCCAUAUAAUUGCUGCAGGAAAACCGGAUCCACCGCAUAAUUGUUCUAUAUUGAAUCAAACUACGGAAUCACUUGAAGUGGAAUGUGUGGAAAGCUUCGAUGGUGGUCAACAACAAUAUUUUUUAUUAGAAGUUUUUGAUGAACAAACCAAUAUAUUACAAGCUAAUGUCUCAGCAAAAUUUCCUUUGUUUACUAUCAGUGGUUUAGAAUCGGGGAAAAUUUUAAGAAUGUUAGUGUUUGCUGCUAAUUCAAAAGGGAGAAGUGAAGCUGUGGUGUUGGAAGGUUUUACUUUAAAAGUUGCUGAAAAACAAAUUGUACUGUCCCUUGGGACGAGGGAUCAAAUCGAGAUAGCUCCCAUUCUCGGCAUCCUCGUUGGAAUUGUCACGGUACUGCUGCUUAUAACCGUUGUGAUAUUGGGCGCAAUGAAAAUAAGAACCUCACAAAGAAACGGGGGCAGAGCUUUCAGACCGGGAUUCCUACCUGUUAAGGAAAAGGUCACCCUCCCGUUGCGAUCCGACUCCGAGGAUCUGUUCGAGAAGGACGACAAAAACCCCGACGUUGUGCCGGCUAAUAAAGAUUCCAACUAUCAGCUUGGGUCAGCUGCACAAACUCCUGGUCUGAACAAUUCGGUGACUUCCACGGAUUACGAAGUAGCUUCUACCGCACCUCAGACCGCACAUAUAACCCCUCUUCAGGAAGCAUACAUCGCCAGGGACAGAUCGUAUACACCCCAACAUAUGAGCAACGAGGUAACUUACGCGGAACUUUCACUGGUGAGACCAAAUUCAUUGGAUCCGGUUAAGAAUGGCGGAGGUCAGUAUGGAACACUUAGAGGUCGCACGGACGAUUCAACAAUUUACGCGCAAAUCGACCACAGCAAGAAGUUGCCACCUGCUCCUGUUAGGGGCUCACUCCCGUCCCCAUUAAUCUCUCCCGCUUCCCUCUUUCCUACGGCGAAGACUGGAAUCUAUCAGAGGGAAAUCGUCACCGUCAGGACGCCCCUAAUGGGUUGCCAGCAGGAAAGCUGUGUGUAAUCGCCUCCCGGUUUCAAAGAGCAACAGGAUAGUCAAGUGUACAUAUAUUUACGUCUAAAGACCAAAGACAUCGCCAAUAUGAACUGGCGAUGUAUUCAGUGGAGGGGGAUGAUAGACAAUAAUUAGUUGGUUAUUAAUCAAACUUAUAGAUAUUUUGAAAAGAUUUACUUACGAUUAGAAAUUUUCUUCUCCGAUUGACGGCGAAAACUUUUUACGGACGGGGAACGUUCAAUAUUAAAGGCCUCUUAGUAUUCCAUAGCUACCUCGUGGUUUGGAUGUCCUUCGUCUGCUAAGAACAAGAACACGUGCAUCUUUCUGUCUUCAAUGAAGACGUACAUAUCGGUGUUACAUUUCAAAACGCAUUGAAAGGCGAAUAUCAAUGUUACUUAUCAUCGUCACAGUUUUCUCGAACAAAACCAGUGUACGACUCGAUUCGUAAGUUAAUGGAAUCAUAAAGAAAAUAUUUUUAAUCUAGUCAAACGUUAUUAUAAUUAAAGAAAGAGUAAAAGAUUAUAUUAUAUAAGGGAUUAAAGUAAUUAAAGCUUUAUUUCACCACAUAAAGCUUUAAUUAUAACUUCCGUGUAUAAAGAUGGCAUGUUUUAAAUUUUCUACAAAACGUUAAAGGAGUUUAACUAUAAGUUUAAAUAUACAUGUAACAUUAACAAGAAAUAUAUUAAAUAAUUGUAAAUAUACCUGAAGACUAUUGUGUAAUAUAUUGAAAUUAUAAUAAAUUGAUAUUAAUAUGUAUAUAAACGAAUAGAACUAAGCGACAAAGACUUUAAGUUGUUGCUAUAGGAAAAUACCUAUAUCAAAAACAAAGUGGGAUGUUGUGAAUUUAGCACAAUCGUUUUAAGUUUUGUACAAAUUGUAAAUACACAUUGCGCGAUCUAUGACAUGUUAUAACUAAAAUAUCCGAUGAUUUAAUAAGUGUGAUCUCUUCAUAUCUCGUCCUCGUCUUUGUAUCAUCAAAGAUCAAGGAAACUCUUAUUGAUGUUUGAAUUUCGCAAACGACAAACGUGUAUGGAUAGUUCAUUUUUAUUCUUUAAUUGAUCGACUUAUUCAGUCAUUGAUCAGCUAUCGAUCACUACUUUAUCUACCUGUUGUAACUCCAUCGUGUAUUUUCAAUAUAAUUUCUUAAACAAUU
Messenger RNA from Onthophagus taurus, 4224 nucleotides. RefSeq names its product sidestep VI (gene side-VI). Gene Ontology annotation, molecular function: protein binding. NCBI's taxonomy places the organism in Eukaryota, Metazoa, Arthropoda, Insecta, Coleoptera, Scarabaeidae. The record is from RefSeq and is a predicted model, not a curated record.